Molecule: messenger RNA, 579 nt
Organism: Sphenostylis stenocarpa
Lineage: Eukaryota; Viridiplantae; Streptophyta; Magnoliopsida; Fabales; Fabaceae
Source: the annotation of a GenBank genome assembly
AUGCGUUCCAGCAACGCUAACACUUGUGCUGCAUCAAGCACCGGAGCCUCUAACGGUAACACAGGACGCCACCCUGUGUACCGUGGAGUGAGGCGUAGGAGUAGUGGAAAAUGGGUUUCCGAAAUCCGUGAGCCCAGAAAACCUAACAGGAUUUGGUUAGGGACAUUUGCCACCCCUGAAAUGGCUGCUAUUGCCUAUGACGUGGCAGCGCUUGCUCUUAAGGGGAAGGAUGCUGAACUCAACUUCCCUAACUCCGCCUCUUCUCUUCCAGUUCCCGCUUCAUCCGCUGCUCGCGACAUUCAGAUUGCUGCGGCAAGCGCAGCAGCCGCUGUCGGAGCAGCAAAUGAUGCACUAUGUGACGGAAACCGAGGAGGGAAUGUUUCGGUUUCAUUGGCACAAGAGUUUCCAGGUGGAAACUUGAACCAUUUUGUGGAUGAUGACUUGAUCUUUGAUAUGCCAAAUAUUCUGGUGAAUAUGGCUGAAGGAAUGUUACUUAGCCCUCCUCGUUUUGACAAUUUUGCUGCUACAGACUAUGACUACAUGGAUGAAGAUCCUAAUCUCUGGGGUUUUCCUUACUAG